CCUUCCCAGGUUGCCGCCGCGGGACCCUCCGGCGGGCGGGCGCUCGAGAGCCGCCGAGCGAGACGGCGGAGGCGGCCCAGGCGCCCGGGCCGUGCGGGUCGUCGCCCUUCUCCUCGGACGCCGCCGCCGCCGCGGCCCCCGGCGCGGUCGACAUGGCGGCCGUGCUGCAGCAAGUCCUGGAGCGCGCGGAGCUCAACAAGCUGCCCAAGGCCGUGCAGAGCAAACUGGAGAAGUUUCUCGCCGACCAGCAGUCGGAGAUCGACGGCCUGAAGGGGCGGCACGAGAAGUUCAAGGUGGAGAGCGAACAACAGUACUUUGAGAUAGAGAAGAGGCUGUCCCACAGUCAGGAGAGACUUGUGCAUGAGACCCGAGAGUGCCAGAGCCUAAGGACGGAGCUGGAGAAGCUGAACAAUCAACUGAAGGUACUGACUGAGAAAAACAAAGAGUUGGAAAGUGCUCAAGACCGCACUACUGCCAUUCAGAACCAACUUACAAGAACAAAGGAAGAAUUAGAAGCUGAGAAAAGAGACUUGAUUAGAACCAAUGAAAGACUAUCUCAAGAACUUGAAUAUUUAUCAGAGGACAUUAAACGUGUAAAUGAAAAACUGAAAGAAAGCAAUACUACAAAGGGUGAACUUCAGUUAAAAUUGGAUGAGCUUCAAGCUUCUGAUGUUUCUGUUAAGUAUCGGGAAAAGCGCUUGGAGCAAGAAAAGGAAUUGCUACAUAAUCAGAAUACAUGGCUAAAUACAGAGUUGAAAACCAAAACUGAUGAACUUCUGGCUCUUGGAAGAGAAAAAGGAAAUGAGAUUCUAGAGCUUAAGUGUAAUCUUGAAAAUAAAAAAGAGGAGGUUUCCAGGCUGGAAGAACAGAUGAAUGGCUUGAAAACAUCAAAUGAGCAUCUCCAAAAGCAUGUGGAAGAUCUGUUGACCAAAUCGAAAGAGGCCAAGGAACAACAGGCCAGCAUGGAAGAGAAAUUCCACAAUGAAUUAAAUGCUCACAUAAAACUCUCUAACCUAUACAAGAGUGCUGCUGAUGACUCAGAAGCAAAGAGCAAUGAACUAACCCGUGCGGUAGAUGAACUGCACAAACUUUUGAAAGAAGCGGGAGAAGCCAACAAAGCAAUACAAGAUCAUCUUCUAGAGGUGGAGGAAUCUAAAGAUCAAAUGGAAAAAGAACUGCUUGAGAAAAUAGGGAAAUUGGAGAAGGAACUGGAAAAUGCAAAUGACCUCCUGUCUGCCACAAAACGUAAAGGAGCUAUACUGUCUGAAGAAGAGCUUGCAGCCAUGUCUCCUACUGCAGCAGCCGUAGCUAAGAUAGUGAAACCUGGCAUGAAAUUAACUGAGCUGUAUAAUGCUUACGUGGAAGCUCAAGAUCAGUUGCUUUUGGAGAAACUAGAAAACAAAAGAAUUAAUAAGUAUCUAGAUGAAAUAGUGAAGGAAGUUGAAGCUAAAGCACCAAUUUUGAAACGCCAGCGUGAGGAGUAUGAACGUGCACAGAAGGCUGUGGCAAGUUUAUCUGUUAAGCUUGAACAAGCUAUGAAGGAGAUUCAACGAUUGCAGGAGGAUACUGAUAAGGCCAAUAAACAUUCAUCUGUACUUGAAAGAGACAAUCAAAGAAUGGAAAUACAAGUAAAAGAUCUUUCACAGCAGAUUAGAGUGCUUCUGAUGGAACUUGAAGAAGCAAGGGGCAACCAUGUGAUCCGUGAUGAGGAAGUGAGUUCUGCUGACAUAAGCAGUUCAUCAGAAGUGAUAUCACAGCACCUGGUGUCCUACAGAAACAUUGAAGAGCUCCAGCAGCAAAACCAGCGGCUCUUAGUGGCUCUUAGGGAACUUGGGGAAACCAGAGAAAGAGAAGAACAAGAAACUACGUCAUCCAAGAUCACUGAGCUUCAGCUCAGACUUGAGAGCUCCCUCACGGAGCUGGAGCAGCUCCGCGAGUCGCGACAGCAUCAGAUGCAGCUGGUCGAUUCCAUAGUUCGUCAGCGAGACAUGUACCGUAUUUUAUUGUCGCAGACAACAGGAGUUGUCAUUCCUUUACAAGCUUCCAGUUUGGAAGAUAUUUCUCUCAUGUCCACUCCGAAACGGUCAAGCACCUCACAGACUGUUUCUACUCCUGCUCCUGGGCCUGUUAUUGAAUCAACAGAGGCUAUAGAAGCCAAGGCUGCUCUCAAACAGUUGCAGGAAAUUUUUGAGAACUACAAAAAAGAAAAAGCAGAUAAUGAGAAAGUACAAAAUGAACAACUUGAGAAACUUCAAGAACAAGUUACAGAUUUGCGAUCACAAAACACCAAAAUUUCUACCCAGCUAGAUUUUGCUUCUAAACGUUAUGAAAUGCUACAAGAUAAUGUUGAAGGAUAUCGUCGAGAAAUAACAUCCCUCCAUGAGAGAAAUCAAAAACUCACUGCAACAACUCAAAAGCAGGAGCAGAUCAUCAAUACGAUGACUCAAGACUUGAGAGGAGCAAAUGAAAAGCUCGCUGUUGCAGAAGUAAGAGCAGAAAAUUUGAAGAAGGAAAAGGAAAUGCUUAAAUUAUCAGAAGUUCGUCUUUCCCAGCAAAGAGAGUCUCUGUUAGCUGAACAAAGAGGGCAAAACCUGCUGCUAACUAAUCUGCAGACAAUUCAGGGAAUACUAGAGCGAUCUGAAACAGAAACCAAACAAAGACUUAGUAACCAGAUUGAAAAACUCGAACAUGAGAUCUCUCAUCUAAAGAAGAAGUUAGAAAAUGAGGUGGAACAAAGGCAUACACUCACUAGGAAUCUAGAUGUUCAACUUUUAGAUACAAAGAGACAGUUGGAUACUGAGAUAAAUCUUCACCUGAACACAAAAGAGCUAUUAAAAAAUGCUCAGAAGGAAAUUGCUACAUUGAAACAGCACCUCAGUAACGUGGAAGUCCAGCUUGCUUCUCAGUCCUCACAGAGAACUGGUAAAGGUCAGUCUAGUGACAAAGAAGAUGUAGACGAUCUUCUAAGUCAGCUUAGGCAGGCAGAAGAGCAAUUGAAUGACUUGAAGGAGAGACUCAAAACAAGUGCAAGUAAUGUGGAACAGUAUCGAGCAAUGGUUACAAGUUUAGAAGAAUCCCUGAACAAGGAAAAGCAGGUGACAGAAGAAGUACGUAAGAACAUUGAAGUUCGUUUAAAAGAAUCAGCUGAGUUUCAGACACAGUUGGAAAAGAAGUUGAUGGAAGUAGAAAAGGAAAAACAAGAACUUCAGGAUGACAAGAGAAAAGCUAUAGAAAGCAUGGAACAACAGUUAUCUGAGUUGAAGAAAACACUUUCUAGUGUGCAGAAUGAAGUGCAGGAAGCUCUUCAGAGAGCCAGCACAGCUUUAAGUAAUGAACAGCAGGCCAGACGUGACUGCCAGGAGCAGGCCAAGAUGGCUGUGGAGGCCCAGAACAAGUACGAGAGAGAGCUCAUGCUGCAUGCCGCGGAUGUGGAGGCUCUGCAGGCUGCCAAGGAGCAAGUUUCAAAAAUGGCCUCAGCCCGUCAGCAUCUGGAAGAAACAACCCAGAAAGCGGAAUCACAGUUGCUGGAGUGUAAAGCAUCUUGGGAGGAGAGAGAGAGAAUGUUAAAGGAUGAAGUUUCUAAGUGCAUGUCUCGCUGUGAGGAUCUGGAGAAACAAAAUAGAUUACUUCAUGAUCAGAUUGAAAAUUUAAGUGACAAGGUUGUUGCCUCGAUGAAGGAGGGUGCACAGGGUCCAUUGAAUGUCUCUCUCAGUGAAGAAGGAAAAUCACAAGAGCAGAUUCUAGAAAUCCUCAGAUUUAUACGAAGAGAAAAAGAAAUUGCUGAAACUAGAUUUGAAGUGGCUCAGGUGGAAAGUCUACGUUAUCGACAAAGGGUUGAACUGUUAGAAAGAGAGCUGCAGGAACUGCAAGACAGUCUAAAUGCUGAGAGGGAGAAAGUCCAGGUGACUGCAAAAACGAUGGCUCAGCAUGAAGAACUGAUGAAGAAAACUGAAACGAUGAAUGUAGUUAUGGAGACCAAUAAGAUGCUACGAGAAGAAAAGGAGAGGCUAGAACAGGAUCUGCAGCAAAUGCAAGCAAAGGUGAGGAAACUUGAGCUAGAUAUUUUACCCUUACAAGAAGCAAAUGCCGAGCUCAGUGAGAAGAGUGGUAUGUUGCAGGCAGAGAAGAAGUUGUUGGAAGAGGACGUCAAACGUUGGAAAGCACGUAACCAGCAUCUAGUAAGUCAACAGAAAGAUCCAGAUACAGAAGAAUAUCGGAAGCUCCUUUCUGAAAAGGAAGUUCAUACUAAGCGUAUUCAACAGUUGACUGAAGAAGUUGGGAGACUGAAAGCUGAAAUUGCAAGAUCGAAUGCAUCCUUAACUAACAACCAGAAUUUAAUCCAGAGUCUGAAGGAGGAUUUAAAUAAAAUAAGAACUGAAAAGGAAACUAUUCAGAAGGAUUUAGAUGCCAAAAUAAUUGAUAUCCAAGAAAAAGUUAAAACUAUUACUCAAGUGAAGAAAAUUGGACGCAGAUAUAAGACUCAGUACGAAGAACUGAAAGCACAGCAGGAUAAGGUCAUGGAGACUUCAGCUCAGUCUUCUGGAGACCAUCAGGAACAGCAUGUCUCAAUGCAGGAAAUGCAGGAGCUCAAGGAAACCCUCAACCAAGCUGAAACAAAGUCAAAAUCACUUGAGAAUCAAGUAGAGAAUCUGCAGAAGACAUUAUCAGAAAAAGAGACAGAGGCAAGAAAUCUUCAGGAGCAGACUGUUCAGCUUCAGUCUGAACUGUCCCGACUCCGUCAGGAUCUUCAGGACAGAACCACACAGGAAGAGCAGCUCCGACAGCAGAUAACUGAAAAGGAAGAAAAAACAAGAAAGGCUAUUGUAGCAGCAAAAUCAAAAAUUGCACACUUAGCUGGUGUGAAAGAUCAGUUAACUAAAGAAAAUGAGGAACUUAAACAAAGGAAUGGAGCCUUAGAUCAGCAGAAAGAUGAAUUGGACGUUCGCAUGACUGCCCUUAAGUCCCAGUAUGAAGGUCGAAUUAGUCGCCUGGAAAGAGAACUCAGGGAGCAUCAGGAGAGACACCUUGAGCAGCGGGAUGAGCCUCAGGAACCCACUAAUAAGGUCCCAGAACAACAGAGGCAGAUCACAUUGAAAACGACUCCAGCUUCUGGCGAAAGAGGAAUUGCCAGCACGUCAGACCCACCAACAGCCAAUAUUAAGCCAACUCCUGUUGUGUCUACUCCAAGUAAAGUGACAGCUGCAGCUAUGGCUGGGAAUAAGUCAACACCCAGGGCUAGCAUCCGUCCAAUGGUCACACCUGCGACCGUCACAAACCCUACUACCACCCCAACAGCUACAGUGAUGCCCACCACACAGGUGGAAUCACAAGAAGCUAUGCAGUCAGAGGGGCCUGUUGAACAUGUUCCAGUAUUUGGCAGCACAAGUGGAUCUGUUCGUUCCACAAGCCCUAAUGUCCAGCCUUCCAUCUCUCAGCCCAUUUUAACUGUUCAGCAACAGACACAGGCUACAGCCUUCGUACAACCCACUCAACAGAGUCAUCCUCAAAUUGAACCUGCAAAUCAGGAGCUGUCUCCCAACAUAGUAGAGGUUGUUCAGAGUUCACCAGUUGAGCGGCCUUCUACUUCCACAGCAGUGUUUGGCACUGUUUCGGCCACUCCAAGUUCUUCUUUGCCAAAGCGCACACGUGAAGAAGAAGAGGAUAAUGCCAUAGAAGCACCAGACCAAGUCUCUGAUGAUACAGUAGAAAUGCCUCUUCCGAAGAAGCUGAAAAGCGUGACACCUGUGGGAACUGAGGAAGAAGCUAUGGCAGAAGAAAGUACUGAUGGGGAGGUAGAGCCACAAGUGUAUAACCAGGAUUCUCAAGAUUCCAUUGGAGAAGGAGUCACCCAGGGAGAUUAUACACCCAUGGAAGACAGCGAAGAAACCUCUCAAUCUCUCCAAAUAGAUCUGGGCCCACUUCAGACAGAUCAGCAGACAACUACUUCAUCCCAGGAUGGUCAAGGCAAAGGAGAUGAUGUCAUUGUAAUUGAUAGUGAUGAUGAAGAGGAGGAGGAGGAUGAAAAUGAUGGAGAACAUGAGGACUAUGAAGAGGAUGAGGAAGAUGAUGAUGAUGAUGAAGAUGACACAGGGAUGGGAGACGAGGGUGAAGAUAGUAAUGAAGGAACUGGUAGUGCAGACGGUAAUGACGGCUAUGAAGCUGAUGAUGCCGAGGGUGGUGAGGGGACUGAUCCGGGUACAGAAACAGAAGAAAGUAUGGGUGGAGGUGAGAGUAAUCAGAGAGCUGCUGAUUCUCAAAACAGCGGUGAUGGGAAUACAGGUCCGGCAGAGUCCUUUUCCCAGGAGAUUUCUAGAGAACAGCAGCCGUCAUCCGCAUCUGAAAGACAAGCCCCUCGAGCACCCCAGUCCCCACGACGCCCACCACACCCCCUCCCCCCUCGACUGACCAUUCAUGCUCCCCCACAGGAGCUGGGACCACCAGUCCAGAGAAUUCAGAUGACACGGAGGCAGUCUGUAGGGCGUGGGCUUCAGUUGACUCCAGGAAUAGGUGGCAUGCAGCAGCAUUUUUUUGACGACGAAGACAGAACUGUUCCAAGUACUCCAACUCUUGUGGUGCCACAUCGCACUGAUGGAUUUGCUGAAGCGAUUCAUUCCCCACAGGUUGCUGGUGUUCCUAGAUUCCGGUUUGGGCCACCUGAAGAUAUGCCACAAACAAGUUCUAGUCACUCCGAUCUUGGCCAGCUCGCUUCUCAAGGAGUUGUAACUUCUGUGAGCAUAAGGACUGGCUUUUACAUUUGUAUCCCUGCUCCUGGUGUGAUGUCACAUGUAGCAUGUGUUCAGGAGUAUAUGUUGCACCCAUCAGUAUACAUAGGCACUGCCAGCUGUUUUAAAGGUGAGAGAUGCAGCCUAUAGUUUGGUACUUAGAACAUUUCUAGUUCAACAUGUAAGACUGGUAGGAUUUUCUUCCCUUAAUAUUAUUCAUUUUAUUUUAUUUAUUUAAGGUUUAUUUGUUUUAUUUGAAAGGCAGAGAGAUAGAGAUACAUCUUCCAUCAGCUGGUUCAUUCCCCAAAUGCCACAAAAGCCGGAGCUGGGCUAGACUGAAGCCAAGAACCUCUUCCUGGUCUCCGACAUGAGUACAAGGGCCCAAAGACUUGGGCAAUUUUCUACUUCCUUCCCAGGCACAUUAGCAGGGAGCUGGAUCAGAAGUGGAACAGCUGGGAAGUGAACCGGCACCCAUAGGGGGUGCUGGCACUGCAGGUGGUGGUUGAACCCACUACUCCACAGCACCAGCCCCAGCAUUAUUCCAUUUAAAAAUAUGUGGAAUAAAAGGAUCCCUGAAUUAAGAAAGAGGAGUUGAUUAUUUGCAUAUGAAUGAUGCUGGUUGUGGAAUUGGUUACCUUUUAAUCCUCAGCUGGGGUUGAUAUAACCCUCUGUAUUUCUGUGAUGCUAACGUUCUGUGCGUUGAUUAUGCAUGAGAUUUAUAUAUAAAAUGCAUAUGUUUUACAUUAUCUCAAAAUGAAAGAUUAAUCUGCAUCCCUCAAUAAAUACAUGUGAUGUAAACUACUCCCAAUCAUUUGGGAUGCUAAUUCUAACAUAGCAAGCCUCUGUUAGUGUGAAAUUGGGAGUUAACUUUAUAUAAAAUUAAAAUGUUACAUGACUUUGUAUGUUAGGAUGAUUUCUUGGACUUGAGAUAUGGGCUUAAAUUGGAGUAUUACCAUUGAUUUUUUGUGACUUUAAGGAAAGUUAACUUUCUUAAGUUUCAGUUUUAUUACCAAAAGGGGGAAAUAAUAAUAUAUUGCAGUUUGAGUAAGAGGUAGAUUCUCACAUCAUACCUAGUUCGUAGUUACUCAAUAAAGUUAGCAUGUACGAAACUGCUGAGAGCAUCUUUAAUAAUUGCUUUUUGAAGAAUACGUGCUGGGGCCAGCGCCGUGGCGUAGCAGGUAAAGCUGCCACCCGCAGUGCCGGCAUUCCAUAUGAGCACCGGUUCAAGUCCCGGCUGCUCCACUUCCAAUCCAGCUCUCUGCUAUGGCCUGGGAAAGCAGUGGAAGAUGACCCAAGUCCUUGGGCCACUGCACCUACAUUGGAGACCUGGAAGAAGCUCCUGGCUUCGGAUCGGAUCGGUUCAGCACCAGCAUUUGUGGCCAUCUGGGGAGUGAACCAGCUGAUGGAGGAUCUCUCUCUCUCUCUCUUUCUUUCUCUCUCUCUCUCUGCCUCUGCCUCUCUGUAACUCUCUUUCAAAUUAAAAAAAAAUCUAAAAAAAAAAAAAAAAGAA
This is a messenger RNA of Oryctolagus cuniculus (rabbit), 8232 nucleotides long. The record is from RefSeq and is a predicted model, not a curated record. Lineage: Eukaryota; Metazoa; Chordata; Mammalia; Lagomorpha; Leporidae.